CUUCUCCCCCUCUCACUUUCGACGUCAGUUCCCGCCAUUCUUCACUUCGUCCUUCACUAUCCCUGCUUUCUAAUCCGUUUUUUCUUGUAACAGUGGGUGUCCGCAAUCACUAGUCAUAUGGCUUAUCAUUCGCACAGUCGCAGCUACUCCGGCGCUUAUCGGCGCUACUCCUCGGGCAUGCCGAGAGGUUCUCACGGCCAGCACCCCUCAAUUCCAGAGAACGAGGUUGUCGACACAACCACCUCUCCUAUGCCUGGGUCUCCUCCCCCAGUGGUCUCCGAUGCUCCCAAGAACGACAUGCCCGAUUUCGAUAACUCGGUCGAUCUACUUGUUGCUUCAUGGAUUGGUAACAAUCCAAGCCCGACUCCGGCAGCCUCAACACCUUCCCCCGUUCCUGCUUCCACUCCUGAAGCGACACCAAAAGCUGAGCAGCCAGCCCUCCAGCCGGUCGCAAACAUUGUCUCGAAUGUGAAGAAGAAUGAGAGUCCGAUAACUCCGCAGACAAGUUCCCCUGCAGAGCACCAGAGGCUGAUCCCGCGGAACAAUAACAAUAAUGGUAGCGGCAAGGAGAAUCAGUUCAAGACUUCGGUGCGUUGGGGUAAUCGCAAAAUUCCAAUUACGUUGCCUGCCGAAUUCGCGCGGCCAAACUUGGUUACUCCUGAAGACCAUCGAAAAUAUGAGCGCAAGCUCCACGACUACGUUGCUCAGAACAUAAAUAUAGUCUCGCCCUCAAUGCCGGCCUUUCAAUCGGCCUUGUACAAUGGCCGGGCAGUUGUUCAGCUGCCUGAUGAGAAAGACUAUAGAGAGCAGUAUGCAUAUGCCCAGGAGCAGAGAUUGGGAGUAUCAUCACCCGGACUGGGAACCGAACAGCACUUGAUGCAGCAGGGAAUGAACAUGUACAGUCCGGGAAUGCACGGGCAGACUGCUCCCUACUAUCAAUACUCGCAGGCCAUGGGUCGCUCUAACUCGUCUCCACUAUCUCCUGAGGCUCCGGCGUUCAUGUCGACAAAUGGUCUCGGUAUCACGUACGGCAAUGGCCACCCAGCAGUGCCUCAACGAGCCGUGCACAUCAUGUCUUCUCCCGCUCCGGUCUCUGACAGUUCCAUGGGCCAGUAUGCAUACUCUGAAGCGAACAAGUCACCAUAUGCACAACAGCCAGAAUCGUUUGGAGAGUACCGUGCAGAAGUUGUCGAGAUCGUACGGCCACCUAGAGAAAGUAAGAGAAUUCCGAUUGUUAAUCCACAGAGCAAGCAGGCAGCUGGCACCACCGCAGCUGAUAACAGCAAACUUGAGACCGAAAGGAAAGAGUCAGAAAAGUCAGAGUCAGAGCCUAGUGCGAACCGAUAUUCGUUCACGCCGUUGGUACAAAGCGGAGCUGCGGCGAAAGACCUGAAUCAGGACGAGUUGGACGGAAUUGUCAACCGUCUUUCAGAGCACACUCCCGAGCGUGUGAUUUAUCCUCCGGUAGCCAUGAAUAUGGGUCAGGAGGAUGACACGGAGUCCAUGUGGUCGGACGGUACUGCUCAGGAUGAGCAGCGUCAGCGUUUGGUUGACGAUAAUCCUACACUGUCGCUAGACGAUCAGGCGAUGCAGAAGCUGGUGAACGAGGCUCUGAUGAAAAAGCUUGAUCCUUUGGAGAAGAUGAUGUCGAUGUUGACAGAUCAGCUGAAGAACACGCUGGUUUCGCAAGUAACGGCUGGGACUGACGAUGAAUUUGAAAUCGAAUACGAGGAUGAUGAUCCUGAAGGGGCGGAAGGCCAGCAGCUUGAGGUGGCACGUAGCCGCAGCGCAUCAUCCGGAAAGCCGCUGGAUGGUUCUGUCCCUGGACGAACAUCGUCGCGCAAUGUAUCGAAUACGAGCGAGAAUGGGUAUAUCCAAUCUCUAGUUUCUCAGAUAGAGACGUUAUCGGCUCGCAAUGAGAAGCUAGAUGGUGAGCUGGAUAUGGUGCGACGAGCAAAGGAGAAUGCGGAUGCUCUGGUCACUGAGCUUACGCAAAAAUACAUUGAGAGCGAGAAGUACAAGGCAAAGGCUGAGUCGUAUGUUGAGGAGAUUGGCCGUCUGAAAGAGCAUGGAAGCGAGAAGCAGAAGCAGCAUGAAAAGGAGCUGCGAGAACAGCAUGCACAGAUGCUGCGAGAACGGGAGCUUCACGAGAAAGAGCGAUCGAUGCAGCAAGACCAGAUCAAAAUUCUUCAGGAUAACGUUACUGUUCUCAACGACAAGCUGCGGAUAGCUGCACAGGAGGCAGAGCGUGAAGCUGAGAAGGCUCGAGCAGAGGUCAUACAGGCGAAGCGAGAGACGGAAGAUGCGGUCAACUCGCGGGCGACCGAGCUGUCUUGGAUCAAGACUCUGCUUGACGCAAAGGUCGAGGAACUCGAUGAGCAGCGAAGACUGAUCCGAAACAAAGAUAGUGAGACGGUCGAGAAGACAAAGAUCGAGGAGAUGUAUGCCAACAUGAACUCGAGCUUCUUGUCUAAACUCAAGUACGGUUCUGCGUUGAGUCUCGUGUCAGAUGAAUUUGUGGAGCUCCUGACAGCAGCCUCGCUGACGCUGUCGUCGCGUGGAGUUGUGGAGCUCAGAGAACUGCGUCGGCGCCAGAGCAGCAGACAGACGUCUGAGAACGCAAUGCCGCUUAACGACCAUCCGCACAACGUGCCGGCAGGCAUGAGCCCACUGAGACCAGGAUUCAGCAAUUUCACUAAAGGAUUGAAGGAUUUGAAGCUCAACCGGGCGAAUACGAUUCACGGAAUGGGCUCGCGUGAGGAUCAUUUGAGGAAGUUCCAGUUGAGUCGCGAAGUGUAAAAAGAGUUUUUGGCUGUUUAUUUUAUCUUUCACAUUUUGGACUUGUAAUAUUUUGAUAUUUUGUACGUUUAUUAAUUCAGGCUUUGGAUAUACGCCUUGACUUCACUGGAGAUUGCUC
Molecule: messenger RNA, 2917 nt
Organism: Myxozyma melibiosi
Lineage: Eukaryota; Fungi; Ascomycota; Lipomycetes; Lipomycetales; Lipomycetaceae
Exons: 5
Coding region: 118-2799 (893 amino acids)
Source: RefSeq, a predicted model, not a curated record